Molecule: messenger RNA, 2019 nt
Organism: Letharia columbiana
Lineage: Eukaryota; Fungi; Ascomycota; Lecanoromycetes; Lecanorales; Parmeliaceae
Exons: 6
Coding region: 1-2019 (672 amino acids)
Cellular component (GO): nucleus
Molecular function (GO): protein binding
Source: RefSeq, a predicted model, not a curated record
AUGUCAUUUCACAGCCACGAACACUCCACGUCUGCCCAACCUGAUAACGUGACAGGCCUGGCCGGUGGAUCGUAUCAAACAAACCAAGGCUCCAGUAUGGCAGCCAACGACAGUGCGUAUGUUUCGUCGCCUAGCACGCUGACCUCGCAGAGUGCAGGCUCAUCAGGCUUCGAGACUCCCCGUCGAACACAAACAUAUGGCCGACGGCAAGAAGAGCUUCAUAUACCACCAAACACAGCCCCAGCCCAAUCAACACCAAAAGAUCUACCGCGGCAUCAUUCAUAUCAUUCGUCACAUGAAUUUUUGGGGGUCCAGCUCCUGGGAUCAAUGUUCAACAAGCUACGCCUCAAGAAUCUCAUUACGCAAACGCUCCAGGGGGGAAUAUCACUCCCAGGCUCUCUACAACCAGGCCGUCCAGGUGCCUCAGCGUCCAUUACUGCGCCUUCUACCGUACCAACUUUGCCUCAAACCCAGAAUCCCUCUCAAAAACAACCCCAUUCCUCACGACCCUCGACGACCAGCCAAGCACACAGCUAUUCUCGGUCCAGUCCUGCUGGUAUGGAUCAACCAAAAUACGCCCCUUUUGUCAAUACCCCUGAGAGUUCCAAAUACUCGUCACCGCCUAGCCACAGAUACACGUCAUCUCAGACAGCCCAAGGUGACGCUGGAUACUCACCGCUCGGCUUGGCAGAUAUACGACCGUUAGCUGACUCGGUAGUAAAUGAUGGACCUCAAAGCGGAAACUCAUACUCAAACGACGGCUAUCCUGCGUUCCCCACGAACAGCAACUAUUUGGCUCCAUGGGCAGUCUAUGCCUUUGAUUGGUGCAAAUGGCCAGUCCAGCAGCAAACUUCCGGCGAUUCAGCCGGCAAGAUGGCGAUUGGAAGUUACGUCGAGGAUGGGCAUAAUUUCAUUCAAAUUCUCGAGACUCAGAUUGCCCCAGAGCCAGAAGUUGACCAUUCAAUAGACGCGCCCCAAUUUGGUCUUGAAUUCGUUAAGACCGCGGAAGCGACACAUUCCUAUCCUGUCACAAGGAUAUUGUGGGAACCGGCGUCCUCCCAAAAGCAGUCUACUGACCUUCUGGCUACAUCUGGGGACCAUUUGCGCUUGUGGUCUUUGCCAUCACAGUCGUCCUAUAACCCAAGAAACUCUAUAUCCCGCUCGUCUAAUAGUUCACAGCAGCCGCCUCAAAAGCUGACACCUCUUGCUCUUCUCUCAAACUCCAAAUCGCCCGAACACACUGCACCACUCACUUCAUUGGAUUGGAAUACGCUUUCCCCAAGUCUCAUUAUUACUUCCAGCAUCGAUACCACUUGUACCAUAUGGGAUAUACCUACGCUUACGGCCAAGACGCAACUGAUAGCGCACGAUAAAGAGGUCUUCGAUGUCCGUUUCUGCGCUAACAGCGUUGACGUAUUCGUGAGCUGUGGCGCCGAUGGUAGUGUACGAAUGUUCGACCUCAGAAGUCUAGAACACAGUACAAUCAUAUACGAGCCUUCGGAGAAGAACAAUGAGAAAUCUUCAAGUCCUGGAAACAUGAGCCCAACGACGGCGCAGCAGACAAUGUCAUACGCACCACCACUACUCAGACUAGCAGCUUCUCCCCAUGAUGCGCAUCUCCUGGCAACAUUUUCACAAGACUCGAACAGCAUACGAAUUCUAGAUGUUCGGCAACCCGGACAGGCAUUACUCGAACUACGGGGACACGCAGCUGCUAUCAAUUGCAUAGAAUGGUCGCCUUCUCGAAGAGGCACACUAGCAUCUGGUGGAGACGAUUCGCUAGUAUUAAUUUGGGACCUUCUAAACCAAGGCAAUGCCACGCUGGCCCCAGGCUCGAACGGCAAUCCGCAGGCGUCAGGAAACUCAACCCCCGCUAAUACACAAGGACCGACCGCAAGUUGGCAUUGCGAUUAUGAAGUUGGGAAUAUUAGCUGGGCGCCGCAGAGCGGCUUGACGAGUCAAGGGAGCGAUUGGUUGGGUGUUAGCGGUGGUAGGGGCGUUUGGGGUGUAUCCUUAUGA